Molecule: messenger RNA, 991 nt
Organism: Cydia splendana
Lineage: Eukaryota; Metazoa; Arthropoda; Insecta; Lepidoptera; Tortricidae
Product: solute carrier family 22 member 3-like
Exons: 3
Coding region: 2-979 (325 amino acids)
Biological process (GO): transmembrane transport
Cellular component (GO): membrane
Molecular function (GO): transmembrane transporter activity
Source: RefSeq, a predicted model, not a curated record
AAUGGUAGCAACUAAGUCGCGGGCAACAUACGCGAUUACAUCUUCGACAGGCGCAGGCAUAGGAGGGAUGCUGCUCGCUCUGGUGGCUUGUUUCGUUCCUUACUGGCGAACUUUGCUGAGGGUCGUGUACGCGCCUGGACUACUCGCCAUAUUCUUUAUCUACUUGCUAGAUGAGAGCCCCAGGUGGCUCCUAGCCAAUGGAAAGAAAAUUAAAGCAGUAAAGAUUAUAAGAAACGCAGCUGAGCUAAAUAAAAUGGAAAUAGACGACAACUUCAACACUAUAUAUUAUAAACAGAAUGAAGAAACAAACUUCACUACAGUAAUUAAAGAUACAUUCACAUCGUCCUAUUUACUGAAACGUUUUUUCGUUUGCUCUGGAUGGUGGAUUGCAGCAACUUUUGUAAAUUUUGGAUUGAUUGUCAAUUCAACAUUAUUAGGCGGCAAAGGAUACAUAAAUUUUGGUAUCUCGUCUGUCAUGAAAUUGCUGGGUAAUUUUUCCACGGCAUACAUUAUCUACAAGUUUAACAGAAAAGGUCCUUUGAUAUUUUACUUCGUCGCCUGCGCUGUUCUUUGUACUGGACAACCGUUUUUGCCAAAAAGUAGUUUUUGGCUCCAGAUAACCAGCUACAUGGUGGGUUUGCUACUGUCAUGUACAAACUUCAGCAUUGUCUAUAUCUUUACAUCUGAACUUUUUCCAACGCAGUCUCGUAACUCCAUGCAUGCGCUGUGCUCGUCUAUCGGAAGAAUUGGCGCUAUGAUCGCUCCGCAGACACCUUUAUUGAUGGCGUACUGGUCCGGUCUGCCAACACUGACGUUUGGUGUAGUGUCCCUGACGGCGGGGCUUGUGACGCUCCUAGUGCCGGACACGACGGACCAAAGUCUGCCGGACACGGUUUGCCAGGCCGAGAAAAUGGAAAAUAAAAUUUUGACCGAUCCUCCUGGUUCCAUCUUGUAUGAAAAAGCCGUGGAAACCAUUUAAAUUCACUUUUUU